GAGCAGAUCUGGGGGACAUCUCCACGUAUUCUGAGAAAGCAGCCGGGUACGGUGGAUGGCGGGGCAGGUGAGCGUGCCCGCGCUGGAGGACCGCCUUCAGUGCCCCAUCUGCCUGGAGGUCUUCAAGGAGCCCAUGAUGCUGCUGUGUGGCCACUCCUACUGCAAGGGCUGCCUGGUGUCCCUGUCCCGCCACCUGGACUCAGAGCUCCGCUGCCCAGUGUGCCGACAGGAGGUGGAUAGCAGCAGCCCCCCGCCCAACGUGUCCCUGGCACGGGUGAUUGAAGCCUUACAGUUCCCUGGGGACCCAGAGCCCAAGAUCUGUGAGCACCACCAGAACCCGCUCAGCCUCUUCUGUGAGAGGGACCAGGAGCUCAUCUGUGGCCUCUGUGGCCUGCUGGGCUCCCACCAGCAUCACCGUGUCACACCCGUCUCCACAGUCUACAGCCGCAUGAAGGAGGAGCUGGCGGCUCUCAUCUCCAACCUGAAGCAGGAGCAGAAGAAGGUGGACGAGCAUAUUGCCAAGCUGGGCAACAACCGGACCCGCAUUGUCAAUGAAUCGGAUAUCUUCAGCUGGGUGAUUCGUCGUGAGUUCCAGGAGCUGCACCACCUGGUGGAUGAGGAGAAGGCCCGCUGCCUGGAGGGGUUGGAAGGUCACACCCGCGGCCUCGUGGCCUCCCUGGACAUGCAGCUAGAGCAGGCCCAGGGCACUCAGGAGCGGCUGGUCCAGGCCGAGCGCGUCCUGGAGCAGUUCAGUAAUGAGAGUCACCACGAGUUCAUCCGGAAGUAUCACUCCGUGGCCUCCAGAGCAGAGCUCCAGCAGGCCCGGCCUCUGGACGGCACCUUCAGCCCCAUCUCCUUCAAGCCAGGCCUCCACCAGGCUGACAUCAAGCUGACCGUGUGGAAGAGGCUCUUCCGAAAGGUUCUGCCAGCCCCAGAGUCCCUCAAGCUAGACCCUGCCACCGCCCACCCCCUCCUGGAACUCUCCAAGGGCAACACGGUGGUGCAGUGCGGCCUCCUGGCCCAGCGGCGGGCCAGCCAGCCGGAGCGCUUUGACUACAGUACGUGCGUCCUGGCCAGCCGGGGCUUCUCCUGGGGCCGCCACUACUGGGAGGUCGUGGUGGGCAACAAGAGCGACUGGCGCCUGGGGGUCAUCAAGGGCACGGCGAGUCGCAAGGGCAAGCUGAGCAAGUCCCCGGAGAACGGCGUGUGGCUCAUCGGCCUGAAGGAGGGCCGCGUGUAUGAGGCCUUCGGCUGCCCCCGGGUGCCCCUGCCUGUGGCCGGCCACCCGCACCGCAUCGGCGUCUACUUGCACUACGAACGAGGGGAGCUCACCUUCUUCGAUGCUGACCGCCCCGACGACCUGCGGCUGCUCUACACGUUCCAGGCUGACUUCCAGGGCAAACUCUACCCCAUCCUGGACACGUGCUGGCACGAAAGGGGCAGCAACACCCUCCCGAUGGUGCUGUCCCCGCCCAGCGGGCCUGCCCACCUCGGCCUCCCGCAGCCCACCAAGCUGUAG
Molecule: messenger RNA, 1519 nt
Organism: Enhydra lutris kenyoni (northern sea otter)
Lineage: Eukaryota; Metazoa; Chordata; Mammalia; Carnivora; Mustelidae
Product: tripartite motif containing 50
Exons: 7
Coding region: 56-1519 (487 amino acids)
Molecular function (GO): protein binding; zinc ion binding
Source: RefSeq, a predicted model, not a curated record